This is a messenger RNA of Cynara cardunculus var. scolymus (artichoke), 804 nucleotides long. RefSeq lists its product as uncharacterized. Gene Ontology annotation, molecular function: electron transfer activity. The record is from RefSeq and is a predicted model, not a curated record. Gene Ontology annotation, cellular component: plasma membrane. The transcript has 3 exons. The coding region runs from base 1 to 804 and encodes 267 amino acids. NCBI's taxonomy places the organism in Eukaryota, Viridiplantae, Streptophyta, Magnoliopsida, Asterales, Asteraceae.
AUGGCUACUAACAAGUGGAGCAUCAUCUUCCUCUUAGCAAUGAUAGCAUCUCUAGCUACUUCAGUUCUAGCUACUUCAAUUGCAGGCAAGUCGUUUAUUGUUGGUGACGACAAAGGUUGGACUCUCAACGUCGAUUAUCAAGCUUGGGCCAAUGGCAAGAAAUUCUGUGUUGGCGAUGAACUUGUUUUCAAAUAUCCCGUUGGAAAACACAAUGUUCUCUCAGUCAAUGAAACUAGCUUCCAAAAGUGCAUAAUUUCUCCUACUAGUGAACCUUUGUCCACUGGAGAAGAUCUGAUAACCCUAGAUACCCCAGGAAAAAAAUUCUUCAUCUGCGCCAUUGGAAAGCACUGUGAGUUGGGUGGUCUAAAGCUUUGCAUCGAUGUUCUCCCUCAAUCAAAGCCUCCAGGUCCUCCGGCUACGGGCAAGGAGAUUAUGGUUGGAGAUGAUAAAGGCUGGACCAAGAACUUCGAUUACCAAGCUUGGGCUAAUGGAAAGGAAGUCUGUGUGGGAGACAAACUUGUGUUCAUAUACCCACCAGGAAAACAUAAUGUCCUUAUAGUAAAUGAAACUGCGGUUCAGCAAUGUAUCAUCCCUCCUCCUGAUGCUAAUCAAGCUCUAAUCAGUGGAUAUGACAUCGUCACCGUAGAAACCCCAGGAAAGGAAUGUUUUAUCUGCGGUAUUGGAAAGCAUUGUGAACUGGGCAUGAAGCUUUGCGUUAACGUACACCCUGCACCAGUUCCGGCUAGUCCAUUGUUACAAGGAACCAGAAAACUCGCCACCACCAAAAAUCUAGGCUCCAAAUGA